Molecule: messenger RNA, 3012 nt
Organism: Endocarpon pusillum Z07020
Lineage: Eukaryota; Fungi; Ascomycota; Eurotiomycetes; Verrucariales; Verrucariaceae
Exons: 7
Coding region: 1-3012 (1003 amino acids)
Cellular component (GO): nucleus; cytoplasm
Molecular function (GO): protein binding
Source: RefSeq, a predicted model, not a curated record
AUGGAGGCGGGUGCCAGUGUGCUUACUUUCAUCGCUGUCGCCUUACAGUCCACCAAAUCAAUCUACGAAGCCGUUUCAGGUAUCAAAAGUGGCCCGCAACAGGUCGAGAGCCUUGCUUCAGCAGUACGGACUUUAGAUUCAGUGCUGACUCAACUGUCAAAUUGCCCAGCUGUCAAAUCGGCUGACCCGGAGACCGAUCUCAAAGUGAUAUUGAGCUUGAUUGAAUCGUGUAAAGGAGAUGUUUCACACUACGAGGGGGAGCUUCGAAAAGUUCGGAUAUCUCUUAACGACAAGAAGACAGAAAAGGCAUGGAAGAAAGUCAAGACCAUUCUGCAGGAGAAAGACUUCCAGCGUAUGUGGGACGGGGUGAAUCAUCAUGUCAGUGCACUUGGGUUUCAGCUAAAUAUUUUACAAUCCAAUAGAGGGCUUGUCUGCAAAGACAAGCUUGUUCAGAUAGACGAAGCUAUUUCUGAGCGAGCUGUCCGCGAUCAUGUAAAUAUGGCUGUUGCAUUACAGCAAAGCGAAGAAGUAUCUGUCAUUAACGCCAAUGUCAAGGACCUCAGAGAUACCUCUCAUUCGAUGCAAGAACAAAUUCGUGAUACAUUCGCUCACGUUAUCCCAAAAAUAGAACACAUUUCUGAAAUGUCUUUGGCCCAAUCCGAGAAUGUAUGUGUUCUCCUUCGGGCAAUCCAAGAUCAAGUGUCCGGACUGUCCACCGAGAUCCGCCGUCCGGAACGUAUAGCUCGACUUCAACCGCAGUGCUCAAAGGGCCUCGACCCAACAGACGACUGCGGCGAUCCUGAAGAAGACUGUGAGCCCCUGGAGAGCAUUGAAAGGCUUUGCCAACUCGCAAAACAGAAAGGGGGCGCACUCUCUAAUAACGACGCAGAAGUCAUCAUCAGUGACCUUGAUGCACUAUUGGCAUUCGCGUCAGUCCCAUCAUUGCACACUAAAUCUAAAUCUCCUGUUCCUGGAAAACGGCAGAGCGGCAUGGUUCAGGAGAAAAACAACCACAGCAGCAAUCGCGAACUCAAACGCAUGCGGAAUUUGCUGGGUUCUUCCGAUACUCUUGUCGUCAACCAAAAAGGCAAGGCUGAAUCUCAUCGACUUUCCACUUUCAAAAACCGCAAGAUUAGUAGCAAACGCAGUAGGAAAGAGAUACCGAAGGCAUAUGGAAAGAUUACUAUGACGACCACAGAGAGUCAUUAUAUCGCAACCUCAGAUUCAUCCCAGGAACAAAUUACCACUAGCCCGCAAACAACAAGAGAGUUUACCGCCUCACUCAACGCUGUACUCGACCAUCCACGAUUUCAAGCUAAUCUCACUGUCUCUUUCCAUCAACAUGCGACAGCUGAUGGAUUUUUCUCUCUCUGCCCGAGCAUUUCUGUGGGUUUGAUCCGGCCAAACAAUUCUGCUGUCUUUGAAUGUGUGAGAUACGGAGAUAUGGACGGGCUUCUUAGCCUGAUCGGUCAGGGCAAGGCUUCUUUGAGAGAUUGUGACUCGUACGGCACGCCCCUUUUACAUUAUGCGAUUGGGCAGCCCACAGUCUGCGAGUUCCUGAUCCAAAAUGGUGCGGAUGUUGACGAAAUGGCACGAAGUCCCUUUUGGGGAGUCCCUUGCCUACCUCUCUCAAUAACAUCCCUUCUUUAUACUGAGGAUCAACCUAGAGAACGACUGGAAUGCCGUCGCCUACUAUUGAGGGCAGGAGCAGACCCCACUAUUGAAGAGCGCUCGGAUGUUGCGGGAUCUCCAGUGAGAGAAGUUGUGCUAGCGGGCGAUCGUGAAUAUCUGCAAGAAACCUUGGACCUCGGGGCGGGCUUCAUUGACUUGGAAGAGAGAGACGAAAUCGGCCGCACCCUUCUGUUGUUGCUUGCCUACAAUCGUUUCGAGGGAUGUAACCCAGCGAAGUUUGAUCUUCUUCUCAGACGAGGCUCUAACAUUCAUGCUCGUGAUGACGAGGGGAAAACUUGUUUACAUAUCUGCAUUCGCCUCGCCGAGUGCGAAAACGUUUUGGAAGAGCAAGAAUGUCUUGUUUUAUUGGUCCAAAACGGAGCAGAUGUCAACGCGUGCGACAACAACGGCCAUUCGAUAUCUGAGACAGCCUACACGGUUUCUAAUCAUUAUUAUUAUGAUCUCGAUCUUGGUGGGUACAGAGGAGACCUAUGGGACUCUGUCCUUCUGCAAUGUGGCUACGACAUUAAUGAGAAGCGCAAAGGAUUUCCUAGAAGAUCUGAAUAUGUGGAAAGUUACACUCGCCAGGAUUUUGAGAGCCUGUGGCGUGGCCGCGAAGAACUGUGUCCGUACUAUCACGACCCUCCAGGGUGGGAUCCCGACGGCGAUCUGGAAUCUCUUGAUGGGAGUUGGGAAGGUUAUCCAGAGAACUUUUCAGGAGGCGAGGAUUCGGAAGGCCUCACACUCACAGGGCAUGUUGUGGAAAGCGAAGAUGAAGAAACAACAGAAAGGAUGUUAGAUCAUCAUCUUUCUCCCGGAGCCGACGACAGCUAUACGACCCCAGACCCCAGAAAAUCGCUUUUCCCAGUUUCCAGGAUUUCCCCAGCACUGGAGAUCGACACAUUGGAAUCAACACUAUCCACCUGGCAGAAUCUCGCCUCUCCCCAGACGGUCUCGGACGAAGAAGAGCUCUGCCAAGUUAGCGAUAUGUCUGGACCAGGGACACCUUACGAGAACUGGCCGACGGCACCACAGACGACUCUUCCAGCCCAGAACUUUCAGGCAGGUUCUGUUAGCGGAGUUUUCGAGCUUCUUGAGCCGAACCCAUGGCUGUGGGAGAACGGGGACCGCCAUCCAGUCUUACGGGGCAUCAUCCUUGCGCAUCGAUUCAGCAGGCGGCCCCAAGCUUGGGGCCCUGUGAUUGGGAGCCCGCUCGCGCGGGACGAGACGACAAUGCAGUUAGUCUUCCCCUGGAAUCCGGGCAUCGAUUUGGAAACCUCUGCAUCUAUUCCCCAUCAUCUACAGCGCUACGGGACUACCGGCGCCCUCUCCAGCAUCUGA